UCAAAAAGCUUUAGUCUAAUAUCCCAAACCUCUUUUGGAAAAUGCUCUAGAAAUAAAACAAUGUCAGUAAUUUGAAUCACGUUUAUCUGAGAAAAGAAAAGUUGAAUUGUAAUUGUGAUUCGAAGAGAAAUAAAGGAAUAAGAAUGUACAUUAAUAAACAAGAUAUGACUUGUUGAUUGACAUUCAUACGAGGAUAGUUUCAUUAUAAUAAUCCAAAGUUAAUAGACAUUUGAUAUGAUUAUGCAGGAUUAUGCAAUCAUAUUCAUUAGCCAGUCAGUCAGCUGAAAAGACGAUGACCUCCUGCGCCGGAACGAAUAAAAGCAUACCAAAUAUGCGUUGUAAAUUUUCAAGUCCAAUAAAUAUGUCUGUCCAUUCACACAACCCGUUACAUCACAUAUGAGUCUGAAAAAUCCAACUGACAAAAAGAUUGCGUUCAAGAUUAAAACAACAGCCCCAAAAAAAUACUGUGUACGUCCAAACUGUGGAGUCGUUGAUGCUAAAAGCUCUGUGGAAAUUGCAAUUUGCCUGCAACCAUUUGUAUUUGAUCCGAAUGAGAAAAAUAAGCAUAAGUUUAUGGUACAAUCGAUGGUUGUUCCUGAAGGAGACAUCAAUGUUGAGCAGUUAUGGAAGGACGUGAGUCCAGAGCAAUUAAUGGACGCAAAGUUACGUUGCACAUUUGAGACACCAAAUGAAAAGGUUAAUGAGAAGAGCAAUGUUAGUCAAUUAACAACGCAAAUGCUAAAGAGUGAAACGGGAACGACAGAAUCGCAAAUACAAACAGCUGUUGGAUCGUCAGCAAUUGAUCCAGUCAGCAAAUCUAUUGAAGUUGAUUUCGUAAGAGCGACAACUGAGGUUCGAGAUUUACGCGAGGAGAACAGCAAAAUGCAUCAAGAAAAUUUGGAAUUAAAGGAGCAAUUAAUUCGUUUGAAAGCCAUGCUAGAAAAUCAAAAGGACAUAAGCUCAACAUCGCCAUCAGCCAAAAUUAUUUCAAAUCCUUAUUCACCACCACAACUGGGACAACAACAAAUGCCUAUAAUUUGGGUAAUUGCAGCUGUUGCUAUGGCUAUAUUUGGCUUGAUACUCGGCAAGUUUGUCCUCUGA
Chironomus riparius is the source of this 1101-nucleotide messenger RNA. The record is from the annotation of a GenBank genome assembly. NCBI's taxonomy places the organism in Eukaryota, Metazoa, Arthropoda, Insecta, Diptera, Chironomidae.